Messenger RNA from Histoplasma capsulatum G186AR, 402 nucleotides. RefSeq lists its product as uncharacterized. NCBI's taxonomy places the organism in Eukaryota, Fungi, Ascomycota, Eurotiomycetes, Onygenales, Ajellomycetaceae. The record is from RefSeq and is a predicted model, not a curated record. The coding region runs from base 1 to 402 and encodes 133 amino acids. The transcript is spliced from 2 exons.
AUGCGUCACACGCUGCACCAGACACCCCCAACAAGGCUUGAAGACAACGACCUAGAACCGCCAGAAAAAGGCUACGGUCCCUCGGGCCGCAGCAACGUCGAAAAGCGGACCCGGGUCCAGGUCGAUCUCCUCGGCCAAGUUAGACAACACUCAUGCGAUGAUAACGGCGUGACCCAAAAGGUUGACAACGCGCAAACAAUAAACGAGGCCCAUGACUCUACUGAGAAGAAUAGGUUGAGCGCUACAGGCUUGACGAAAUUACAAGGCUCGUGCCAGGCAAUUGAUACACUAAAGAGAGACUCCGAACAGCUGAAAGCAGGCCAACAGAUACUAAAGGCGCAAAAUCCGGACCUUGAAGAAGAGAUAACCACCUUGAAAACUCAACUCAACCAACCGUCGUGA